GCUCGGUCCUUCGCCGGCCCCGGUCCCCGGGGGAUGCCCCGGGCCGCGCUCAUGGCCGCGGACGCGUUCACGUGCUCGUCCCGGCGGCCCCGCGGCCGGCCGGCGCUGCCCCAGCCCGACGAGCCGGAGGAGGACGACGACGACGACGACGACUCGGACGCGGACUCGGAGCCCCGGCCUCCGCCGCCCCCUCCCCGCCGCCAGCAGAUCAUCCACAGCGGCCACUUCAUGGUGUCCUCCCCGCACCGCGACCACCCGCCCAAGAAGGGCUACGACUUCGACACGGUCAACAAGCAGACCUGCCAGACCUACAGCUUCGGCAAGACCAGCUCCUGUCGCUUGUCCAUCGACGCCUCCCUCACCAAGCUCUUCGAGUGCAUGAGCUUGGCCUACAGUGGAAAGUUGGUUUCACCAAAGUGGAAAAACUUUAAAGGCCUGAAGCUGCAAUGGAGAGAUAAGAUCCGGCUCAACAACGCCAUCUGGCGGGCAUGGUAUAUGCAGUACCUGGAGAAGCGGAAGAAUCCUGUGUGCCAUUUUGUGACUCCCCUGGACGGCUCUGUGGAGGUGGAUGAACAUCGCCGACCAGAGGCCAUCACAACCGAAGGGAAGUACUGGAAACGGCGCAUUGAGAUUGUUAUCAGGGAAUAUCACAAGUGGAGGACGUAUUUCAAGAAAAGGCUACAGAAACACAAGGAUGAAGACUUGUCCAGCCUGGUCCGGGAUGAUGACCUGCUUCUCUGGCACAAAAGUGGGGAUGGGCGGGACACUCCAGUGCCCAUGGAGGAGGACGCCCUUCUGGACAUGGAUAUGCUCAUGUCAGAAUUUAGCGACACCCUGUUCUCCACACUUUCUUCACACCAACCCGUGGCCUGGCCCAACCCAAGGGAGAUUGCGCAUUUGGGGAACGCCGACAUGAUCCAGCCGGGGUUGAUCCCUCUGCAGCCAAACCUGGACUUCAUGGACACAUUUGAACCUUUCCAGGAUCUUUUUUCUUCCAGCCGCUCCAUUUUUGGCUCCAUGCCAGCCGUACCUGCCUCUUCACCUCCCCCAGAUCCCGGUGGUCCUCCGACACAGGUGCCCAUCCUGCCAGCUGAUGGUGUUGCUCUGCCCACUGUGAAUCUCCCCGACAGCUUCAUUGUCUCACCAGGCCCGGCCACCCUGGACCUCACAGGCAGGCGGAGUAGCGAGGAGGGGGCCCGGGCCGGGGGUCCUUUUAUCCAGCCUUUGGACUUCAGCAGGCCCGAGCCGCCCCUGAGUGGCUCGCAGACUUUCCUGCCAGUAUUCCCAGCUCCUCUCCUCUCCCCAAGUCCCAACCCCACACCCCAACCACCCCCUGUGAUACCGUUAGUGCCAUCUGCCGGGGCCAGCCUGAGUCCCUCCACGCCACCAGCCUUCCAGCUCCCACAGAAGUUUGGUGUCGGCAAGUCGUCCUCAGUCAUCACCCACACAGCCUCAGCCGCGCUCACCCACGACGCCCCGGCCGCCCCCUUCAGCCAGAGCCAGGGCCUCUUGCUCGCCGCUAGGCAGCCGCCCUCAGCAGGGGCACCCUGUAGCCUGGCAUUGCCUUCUGCCAUUGGAGCGACCCCUGUGAGGCCAUGCCAGCCCCGCUUGACUUUUGUGCACCCCAAAACUGUGCCCCUGGCUGGAGUGAGAACCAAGCAAACCCCCAAGAGAGUGCCUGCUCCCAAACCGGAGACGGUGUCCUUGGUGUUAAAGAAUGCCUACAUUGCCCCAGUACAACCCCGAGCAGUGAUCGUGACCCCAGUCCCACUGAAGAGAGAAGGGAUGCUGACCCCGACCAUGCCUCAGCCGAACGUGGUCAUCGCCUCAGGUGGCUUCGCCAGGGCUCCCAGUGUCACUGAAUUCCACAGCACCAUCCUGGUUGACCAAGCCCCACAUGCUGCCGGCAGCCAGACGGCUACAGUACCCCAGCUCUUCUCUCCUGGCACCAUGCAGGAUGCCCUGGUGAAGGGCGAGCAGAUCCCAAAGCCCGGAGGCAGUCCCCAAGUGACCUCGCCAGCUUCCAGCCGAGACUGUCAAAACUCAGGGCAGGGCUCUCCAUGCGCACCCGAACAAAGUCCCAGCCCUCAGUCUCCCCAGAACAGUUGCUCAGGAAAAUCCACCUCGGACCCACAUGUGGCUGUGUUCAAGAACCGGAAGAUGAAACACAUUUCGGCAGAACAGAAGAGGCGGUUCAACAUCAAGAUUGCUUUCAGCACUUUGAACAGUUUGGUCUCCAGCAAUUCCAAAUCGGCCAGCCACGUCAGCACCAAUGCCAUCACGUUGCAGAAGACGGUUGAGUACAUCGCCAAGCUGCAGCAGGAGAGGAGUCAGAUGCAAGAGGAAGCCCGGCGACUGCGAGAAGAGGUUGAGGAGCUCAACUCCAUCAUAAUUGCCUGCCAGCAGCAGCUUCCCGCUACUGGGGUCUCUGUCACUCGGCAUCGGUUUGACCACAUGCGGGACAUGUUUGACGAAUAUGUGAAAAGCCGGACCCUGCAAAAUUGGAAAUUCUGGAUCUUCAGCAUCAUCAUCAAGCCACUGUUUGAGUCAUUCAACGGGAUGGUGUCCACCUCCAGCUUGGGUGAAUUACACCAGACGGUCCUGUCUUGGGUGGACCAGCACUGUUCCCUCCCCAUCCUCAGGCCAAUGGUGCUGAAUACUCUCCUCCAACUGAACACGAUGACCUCUAUCCUGACAGACCCGUCUCGUUUGCCAGAGCAAGCUUCAGAGGCCGUCACCGGGAUCAUCAAGAGGACGGGGGAGUCCUAGUGAUCCAAAGUCAGAGCCCAGCCCAACUGAGACAGUGUGCCAGAGAAUGAAGAGAAUGGGUAUUGGAAGUGGGUGGGAAGCGAAUGUACCUCUCCAAGGUCUGGCCCCAAUGGGGUAGAAGGCCAGGCCCCCCAGGCUUCUCUUCCAGCGCAGCAACGGUGCUGUUGCUGUGCGCCUUGGGCUCCCCACCGAGACUGGGUGGAUGUUAACGGAAUCAUAAAGCUCAGGUUUGGAGCAGGUCUGGGUCCUGCCAACAGCAAUGACCUACCCGCUGCCGACUUCUUCUCCUGGACAAGGGACCCGCAGCGCUGCUCCCUUUGGGCGUAGGCUGGAGGGAUGCCAACCAUUGAAAGGGAAAACGCCUGUCUAGUCCCAGCCCCUGCCUCGACCUCUGCGCCCCCUCCGCUGCAGGUUAAUUUCCUCAUAGGCCCGAUGGGAUCUGCGGAACUGAUGAAUGGAUCAGGGGCAAAGAAAAACUCAGUUCCCAAGCUCUUCAGGGGAGCAAAGGUCAGUGGCACCCUUCCCGAUUCCAUUUUCCGUCCUACCAAACGGUUGCCUCUCUUUCAGGGAGGACUCCCCUCCUCCUCCCCUGCCUCCCCACUUUCCUGAUGUAGCAGUUGGAAGAUCCUUGUCGUCCCCCAACACGACAACGGCAGCUCUGACACGGAUUCUGAAGCUUGUAAAUAGACUGAAACUUGUGGGCAGGAAGGUAGGCGCUGCCUCCACCUGUCUGCUUUUAUGCCACAUGCCAAUGGGUGGGAGUGCCUUCUUCAGAGAACACCCAGAAUACAUAUGCAAGAACAAUGUACCCGGAUUCCCCCAGGCCUCGGAUGCCCCCAGGACUAGUGUGCACAAAGAAAUGCAAAGCUGCUGCUCUGACCUGGGAACAGUUUUUUUGGUAAUGUUUGAAUUAGUGGCUUGAACUUCAUCAUGGAUCCAAGUACUACUAAGGGGCAGGGAUUUGAGAGGCAUGACCCCUCAAACACAAACCCCACACCUGGCCCCUAUCCAUCUGCCAUCUGUCCCAUGGCCGCAGCAGGUCUGGAAGCAGAAGAGGGCACCCUAACAUUUAGUGGGAUUUGAGUUCAGGGUAAAGCCACAGUUCUUCAGCUUAACAUUGGAAAGGCUGGACUGGACAAAGCCAGACUGUCCCAGAUGUCAGAGGAUGCUCUCUGCUAUCUCUGGAAGCCUCAAAAUAUUGGAGUUCUCGGACCAAAGAAAUACAUACCAUUGAUUAAUCCAGGCACCAAUCUGGGAAGUAGGUGGGAGUAGAAAAUGGGCCCUGCAAAACUCUCCAGGGCUCUCUGUCUGCUCCCGGGAGUGGGAGACCCAUUGUUUAACCUGGGGAGAGUUUUUAAACUGCUCCCAUUCAAGGGGCUAGACUCAGAUGUCCCCCUUCACCCUGCAACCCUCCUCCCUUCACCGUGAAGUGAAAGGCUUUGUGUCUCCAGAGCUCAAAAACCAUCCCAACCUUUGCUUUCCAGGUGGGCCAAGAGAGGGAAGAGGCUGGGAAGGAUGCCGGCCCCAGCUCACUGGGAAGAGCAGGCAGCAGUAGGACCUUGCCAUUUCUCACCACUGCUUCUGGAGCAGAGGGAGGAAGCGCUUGACUUGGUUCAGACUCAGGGGAUUCCAGACUGUAACCGUGAUCGGAGCGGUGGGCAUUUCUAGAGCAGCUGGUAGUUCCUACCCUGUUUCCUUUCCGUAGCCCAGGUGUUAUGAACCCUGUAGGGAUAUUUCAAGAAAGCUUCCUGGGCCAUACUGCAGGAACCCAAGGGUGGUAAGGCAGGCAGAAGAAAGAGAACUGGUGAGUGUUCCCAAGCGCAGAAACCAUCCAGUAGGAGUUCUGUUGUCCAGUUUCACUUGGGCCCACUCAUCCCAGCUCCUUAGCCCAAGGAGACGUGAGGACUAGGUCACCAUUCUGAGGCCUGUGGCCCAGACUCACACUAAACUGUACUGCCCAGGGAGAGGAGUAUUAGUCGGGGAAUACUCCCUUUGAAGGACAGAUGGUUGGAACUGAUUUCAGUGCUCAUUAUGAGCUCAGAAGCCCUGGAUCUUGGCUUAUUUAGACUUUGCCUCUCCCCUAUGUAGCCUCACAGCAUUGACUUCAAGAGCUGUGGCUAAUGCCCAGUGAGCACAAAAUGUCUUUGGCACACGGGCCACUCCUAGAGCUUCCUCUUUCUGAAGCCCAAGUUUACAGCCUUCAGGGCUCAGCCAGUGUUUGCCGGCUGGCAGGAAGAGGAUGGGGGUGGUGGAAGAUUCUGAGUCCGAGAGGUCUGGAGUAGGUGUGUCCUCCACGAAGAUCCAGACAGUUGGGUCAAACUUCAGCCUGAGGACCAUGAGGCUGAUGAGAUGGAGAUGGGUUUCCUCGGGAGAAAUUAUCUUUGAAGCUGCAGGAGGGGACUUCCUGCUGAGCCGCCUUCUCUUGGCUUUUCACAGUUCUUGUUCUUUUCCCAAACUGAGAGAAAUUUAACAUUUCCUCAGCAGUCCCGUCCUCUAGUAUUUUGCUUUUGAAAGUAGAGCAUCUGGUUUUAACAUCUCGGCUUCCCCAUUCGAGAACCUCAGGCCAUUGACUCAAAUACUCGGUCUCUGGGGUUUGAACCCCCGUCGAUUCAAAACAAACACCCCAAGUUCUCAGAGCAGUAAAUGGCAAGGGGUUCGCUUCCUGAGAGAAUUGUAAAGCUCUGUCUUUCUGUAAGCAGACGUAAGUAGAACCACAGGGCUGCUUGGUUUUCAGCAAUGUGAAGUGGUGUGGGUCUAGACAAUGGCCCAUUCCUUGUGAUUUCUGGGCUUUGGAAACCUAGUUAGGUUUUUCACUGCAGAUAGCAAGGCAAGAGCUCCUCUAAGGAGCUCGUUUAAUUCACCUUAGGACUCCAUAGGAUGUGAAGGAAACUUCCUGCUUCAGUGGCCUGCCUGUCCCUUCAUUUGAACUCACCUUUACUCUGCAUUAGGCAAAAUAUUUAAGGUGGUAACUAGGCUGUUUUAAGCUUCAUGGAGAGAGAUAGUGUGUGUGUGUGUGUGUGUGUGUGUGUGUGUGUGUGUGUGUGUGUGUGUGUGUGUGUGUGCUCACAAACAUUCAGUGUAUAAAUAUUUGCAUGUCUUAUUAUUUAUUUAGCCAUUUAAGUUCAUUUCUUUUGCCCCAGAUCAGCGUGGUGGUAAGACUGUGAGUCUGGAGCUGUUUUUCCAAAUCCAGUUUCCUGAUCCCAUACUUUCCCCCAUUUGAAGUUUCACCUGUUAGAUCUAACCGGGUGUCAGAUUGGCUGAAACUGGUCUGGUCUAAUCAGCUCCUCUGUGCAGAUCCUGUUAGCGGACUCCUGAUUCUCAACCUGCUUUGUACAUAAUAGAAGCAGGUACCCACCUUGGGAAAUAGCCUGAAAUAAGCAUACUGUUUGAUUCUCUCCUGUCUCCUUCGGGGAAACAAAAGAGAGGUGUUGUCAUGUUGCAUCUUUGAGAGAAAAUCAGUUAGUCUCAUUCCCCUGUCUUAAAAAUGGCUGAAAAAUAUUUCUCACCCAUUGAAUUUCUUGAGAAAUCUCUGCCAUCAUCUCCUCCCAUGGUGCUAUUUAGAUCUUUCAAGAAGUGUAAAUCUGUGAUAUGUUUCAGCAGGGUUUCUGAGUAGUCUGACUUUCAAAUCCUCCUCCCCCGACCUCUUGGUUUACAUAACCUGAUCGAUUAGCAUUGCUUCAAUCUUGCGGCAGAUUAGUGGUUUGGCUGCUUUUGAUGGCACGAAGAAAUGCUUGCAGGAAGUAAACAUGGCUGAUGUAUAAGCUAGGGGGCAAGGGAAAGGUUUUAUAUGAAGGAGAGAAGGAGGAGAGGAAAACGUAGUCUUUGCAGCAAGCAUUGCUGGGGCACCUUUAAAGAACCCUUCCAGAGCCAGCGUAAAAGUGAAGGAACCUUGAGUUUACUUCUUCCACCCACCCUUCAUGCUCCUCCCUUCUGGGAUUUGUCCAUUGAUCCUAGAAUUGAAUCUGUUUGCCACUUGUGCUCUCCUCUAUUUGGCAUUGAGGAUGCUCCCAGAAGUGGUAGCAAACACUAUUUUCCAGUGGUUUCCCCAAAUCUAGUUUCAUUGGGGUAAAGAGGGUUAAAUGAGGACCUGGUCCUCCCUCUAAUGGUUAUGGUAGUUGCUACCCAGCUCAGUUAGAACAGCAAAGAGGAGUCAAAGCUCCUGUAUCUGAUCUCUAUGUGAAACACAGUUUGUGGAACAUUGUAGAAAUGUGGUAGAAUUCAGAGAUGCCAUAAUUACCACCUUUGAGGGUGAGAAAGCUUCCAAUCAGCUUAUUUCUCUUUCCCUUCUCUACAAUGCUGUCGUGACCCUAGCCGGAGUUCUUCAGAAUUUGGCAAUUAACGAUAGUUAACCAGGUAGAGAAACUCAGGUAUGACUUUCGACUGCAUCCCAGUGGGCAAACAUGAGCCUUGCUGCAGGGCAGGUACAAGAGAAGAUCAGAAACCGAUAAUAGGACCUCUAGUCCACAUUUGAAGACCUUUUUCAAAAGGACGUAAGCUUCUGCCUCUAUGAAACAAGCUCGCUUGCCCUGAGAAAUUUUUAUCAAGAUCAUAGGGCUUCCAUUGGUGGUUUGGUCAGUCACGUUAGCUCCAAAGAUGUCCUGCCUGAAUCUUCUCCCAUCUGCAGCAGAGUAAAGCAGCAUUGCGUGAUGGACAUGGACUUCAUGACAGUUUCUUCGCUGUUAUCUAUGGCCUGCACUUAAAUUGGCAAGGCAGGAGAGCCCAACCACGAGGUCCCGAAAAGCACCCAAUCUGCCGGUAUUGAAGUGAUGUCUGUUGUAAAAUAGCUCUGCGGAGUAGGACUAUGAAGAGAAUGAAUGACUGCAGCUGUUGAAUGGUAAGUCAAAAUGGAAGUGCCUAAACCAGAAUUCAACAAAGCACAAUUCAAGCAAUGUGGCCGAGUUGUAGAUUCCCAGAAGAAAACAGCGGUGGAUUGAUUCCUGGUACGUCAUGGACGGGAUAAUUAUUUCAGAGAAGCUGCCUCGGGAAGAUGGCAGUGGUAAGCCUCAAGAAGCAGAAUCAAAUAUAGCCCUGGGCCCUGCAAGUAGCAGGUGUAGCAGCAUAGCAGAGGACAUCACUGUGAGGAAGGAAUUGUCAACAUGUGUUGGCCUUUCGUGCCACACUGGCAUAUGGCUAAAGUUCAAGGUCAGUAGCUUCAUUUUCAAAUGUAAAGUGCAAUUAUACCAGACCGCUGGGGCACUGGGUUUUUAAUCUAAACCUGUAUAGGUCGGGUUCCUCGUCAUUUUUCACAUUAAUGCUAUUGGGCAUCUUCCCUGGGAAGAGUUUAUGGGCCAGAAUUUGGGCUGGAAAUGAUGGAGAAUGUAGCUCCUCUUGGUCCCACCAAUUUGGGAAUGAUAUAACAGUGAUAUAGUCAGUGUUCCCCUCAUCAGUCAUUUCAUUUCCGCUAUUUGAUGCCACUGUGUUGAGGGUCACCCCCAAACUGGCCUUUGCUGACCUAAGCAUCCUCAUUGAUGAGAGAGGGAGGCCCAGCUUUUGGGUGUCUACAGCUAGAUUCUCUCCCGGGGAAUGGAUUAACUGUGAGAUGAUAAUAAUGAUGGCAUUUGUUAAGCGCUUACUAUGUGCAAAGCACUGUUCUAAGCGCUGAGGAGGAUACAAGGUAAUCAGGUUGUCCCAGGUGGAACUCACAGUCUUCAUCCCCAUUUUACAGAUGAGGGAACUGAGGCACAGAGGUGAGAUGGUAGAUGACCCUUGCCAGUCUCUUCCCUGUAGCCGAGUUCCAGGCCUUAUUUGUUACCACCAAGUUAGAUGCAGAAUGUGAAUGAUUCCUUGCAAAUAGCAUUUAAUGCAAAUAAAUU
Molecule: messenger RNA, 8582 nt
Organism: Tachyglossus aculeatus (Australian echidna)
Lineage: Eukaryota; Metazoa; Chordata; Mammalia; Monotremata; Tachyglossidae
Gene: MLXIP
Product: MLX interacting protein
Exons: 17
Coding region: 34-2769 (911 amino acids)
Biological process (GO): regulation of transcription by RNA polymerase II
Cellular component (GO): nucleus
Molecular function (GO): RNA polymerase II cis-regulatory region sequence-specific DNA binding; DNA-binding transcription factor activity, RNA polymerase II-specific; protein dimerization activity
Source: RefSeq, a predicted model, not a curated record